Messenger RNA from Fonsecaea erecta, 2772 nucleotides. RefSeq lists its product as hypothetical. The transcript has 3 exons. The record is from RefSeq and is a predicted model, not a curated record. NCBI's taxonomy places the organism in Eukaryota, Fungi, Ascomycota, Eurotiomycetes, Chaetothyriales, Herpotrichiellaceae. The coding region runs from base 1 to 2772 and encodes 923 amino acids.
AUGUAUUCAUCCCGGCCUCCGUCAGACCUGGCGCGUAACGUUCCGCACGAUAUCGGGUCCGAGCGUCCACGCUCGUCGUGGGAGUCGCCGUAUCAACACCAACCUCGAAAUUUCCAGCAAGCCCCGCAGCGCUCACCGAUCAUGCUUGACACGAUGGAUCCCGAGUCUUCCGACAGCGAUGUCUCUGUGAGUGCGAGUGAGGAAUAUCGACACACCGGUCCCUUGACUGCCCCGAUUCCCCUGCCGCCACCAGCAUCAAAGCACGCCCUGGAAUCGUCCGAUGCCGUUCAAGCACGUCUCGAUGAACUGCAGCGCGUCGAGGACCAUAACGUCAAGAAAUAUGACCUGCUCAGGGCCAAGCGCGCGCGUAAAGACGAGAAAAUCCGUCGUAGGCGGGAGUACCAGGACAAGAAAUGGUCUCUCAUCAUGGAAGCGCGUCAACGCAGAGACGCCCGGAUCGAGGCGCGCCGACGGAGAGAAGACGCGGCAUUUGCACAAUUUUUUGAUCGUGAUCUGGAGGAUGAAGAAAGUAAUCUCCGGCGCCGGCUGAAGCGACUCAAACGUGGACUGCCACCAGACGACUCACCGGCGCCCGGCGGCCGGAGUAUAUCAUCAUCGUCAAUGUCGCCACCAGGUCCCGCGCUCUCGACACUUCCUCCGCCCCCUAAGCGUCAUCAAGUUGGCCCUCCAGGUCAGCCUGACGCCAUCAAUCCGGUGCAGUCGAGACCUCCGCCACAGUCAAAUCUCCCAGCCCCUGCGAAGACUACACUGCCUGCUCCCUCGUACACCUUCUAUCGCGACUCGCCUCCCACCUACUCGCGUGUGUAUCACCACUCUCCUUACUCGACCACACCGAGCAAUGCUUCCCCGACCAUGACGACGAACGGGUCAGGCCAUGGCCCCCCACCCUCUGCCGAUCGGCCGCCACAACUGAACCAUCUAGGACGGCCACCUUCUCCUCUCCCACGGUCCGUCCCGAGUACUCAGUCACCUGUAACACCGGCGACAAACCCCAAUCCACCGAGACAGAUGUAUGAUACGCGGCCACCACCCGCUACCACGUCCUCGGGAUUCGCUUCGAUCAAUGCUCCACCGACCUCGGGAUUUGCUACCAUCAACGCAAGAACGGCCGCACCUCCACCGACCUCACACGUCCCCAACCCCAGACCGCUGAGCGAUACGGAUCUCCGCGGGACACCCCAUCAGCCGACCAACAAUGGAGUCGAGCCCAAUCAUUUCCAUUCGUACCCAAGCGCCCCAAAUUCGUCCAGCUCCACGGCGCCGACAGGGAGUGGCAAACGUACCCCGUCAACGACGCAUCCAUACCAGAUGUCCGAGGCAUUUGCGAACCGACACCACCACUGCGAAAGAGUCGACACCUUGAACCGUGGUAUCUGGACGUCUCAUGGUCCAGGAGGCACGGCAGAGCAUCCCACAGGACCUGCAGUCGAGAUGUACCUGCGGUGCAAUCACGAUGGAUGUUCGCGUAUCGAUUGGCGCACCGUGCACGGUCUGCAAUGCCACAUUGUCAAGAACCAUGAUCAGCCCAAGGGCACCAUCGGUAGUCUCGACAAGGCUCUCGAGAGAUACGGCGUCCCGGUCAAAGAAGUCGAAGACUUCGAAUCCCAGCACGGCAGAGGCACUGCGGGGACAAUGGCAGACCCCAAAAACUUGAAGAUGAAGCUCAAGACUAAGGUCCAGAGUUUUGGCAGAGUCGUCUCUUCGGGCGCUCCGGGCGUCGACCCUGAGGCGAGACCGGCUGGCUACCGACCCAGUCCGGCUGCAACCGACGACAGUCCCACCAUGUCAGAUGGCCUGAAAAGAAGUCCAGACACCCCCAUCACCAACGGCCUUUCCAACCGUGCCGUGAGCAACGAGAAUGGACGACGAUCUGCGUCUCAAACAGCAGCCGGCUCUCCUGCAAUGACGCAUACGACCAUUCGACCCGGCUGGAUGGGUGUGAAUGUGCCGCCGUCGACGCCGGCCCCCGCUGAACCAGAACCGAAAAGUCUGCAGGGAGACUUCAGUUCGGCUGAAGCUCCCAGCAACCGGGACACGACCAACUCUCAACCUGCACCGCCACCAUCGAGGGAACCCAUCCCUACGCCUCCCUCCAACAUCAAGACUGCUCCUUUGCGACCGGAAUCUCGAGACACGAUGGCAAUCGGUGGGGCUGUGGCCACUGGGCCCGACCUGCAGUCCUCUGCCGCACCGGUCGCGCCUGAACCGCUGAACUCUUCAACCCAAACGCGGCCAGCUGCCGAAGUCAAGAGAGAAUCGGAAAAGCAAGAGGCCCAAGCAAAGGACGAGGAUGUCCAGAUGACGGGAACAGAGGAGGACCACCAAGCGAAGUCAGAUGAGAUUCGAGUCAAUGGUACAAGCAAUGUCGAGAAGAGUACAGCACCUGAAAAGCCAGCACAGGGAACAGAUUCGGCAGGAGAACAGAUCGACACGGUCGAGACAGAGGCGAGUGGCACGAAGGAGGUCGGCAUAGUCACGAUGCGGCGAUCCACCAUGCAAUCUCCCACCAUCACAACGAGGUCUCUCACUGCCACGACACCUGGCAGCGGACGACGACCCAGUCGACGAUCCAGUGCUGCGAGGAAAUCCGUCGACGUCGACGGGGAAACGGGCCGACCCGUCCAGAACGAAAACGAUGAUAAAGAAAAGGAAGACAAAGAUGUCAAGGACGAAAAAGUGGAGAAGGAGAAUACUCGGCUGGAGCCUCGGCGGUCAUUGACGGGGCGGGUCCUGCGAAGGGGGAGGUUUUAG